Tetrahymena thermophila SB210 is the source of this 648-nucleotide messenger RNA. RefSeq names its product glutathione S-transferase, amine-terminal domain protein. Gene Ontology annotation, biological process: glutathione metabolic process. The transcript is spliced from 2 exons. NCBI's taxonomy places the organism in Eukaryota, Ciliophora, Oligohymenophorea, Hymenostomatida, Tetrahymenidae. Gene Ontology annotation, molecular function: glutathione transferase activity. The record is from RefSeq and is a predicted model, not a curated record.
AUGAUAAUUCUUGGAUAUUGGACUCAUAGAGGAUUUGCAUAACCUAUUCGCUUAUUGCUAGAGUAUUUAGAAGUAGGAUACCAAGAGAAACUUUAUGCUGAAGGCGGAGAUGAAUGGUAUAACAAAGAUAAAAGAGAACUGAAAAGUAAUUUUCCUAAUCUUCCAUAUUUGCUAGAUGGGGAUAAUGUUAUAACAGAAUCUAAGGUUAUACCUAUCUAUUUAAUAAAAAAAUUCAAAAGAUUUGAUCUUCUUGGAUAGAAUGAAGAUGGCUCUUUUAAUUUAGAUGAAAUCACUGUAUUAUAGUUGAUAGAAGUAGCUAAAGAUUUAAUUGACUAGCUUAAUACUUAGGCAAGAGUACCUUCUUUUAAAGAAGAAAAAAUGAAAAUUUUUAAUGAGAAAUUCCAAAUUACUUUUGAGAAAUUCAAAAAAUAGCUUGAUGGACGAGAUUUCUUGGUUGGAAAGUUUACAUAUGCUGAUUUAUAUUUUUACAACAUCUUAAAGUAUUUCCACUUUUUCUACCCUGAGAUAUCUAUAUUUACCGAAUAUAUUCAAAGAAUCGAAAAUAUUCCUCAAAUAAAAAAAUACCUUCAAACCAAAGAUAACUAAGUCUACCUUUUAGAAAGAUUGAAAAAGUUAUUUUAUUACUGA